Messenger RNA from Schistosoma intercalatum, 204 nucleotides. NCBI's taxonomy places the organism in Eukaryota, Metazoa, Platyhelminthes, Trematoda, Strigeidida, Schistosomatidae. The record is from the annotation of a GenBank genome assembly.
GGGCAAACGUUGGGUAUAUUCCGUUCACUGAAUGCAUUGGCUCGUGUCAUGGGUGCGGUGAUUGUUACUACAGUUUUCUGGAUUUAUGGACCCAACAUAACCUAUAUGUUAUGUACUGUCUUCUUAACUUUACUGCUUAGUUACAGGAAAAUUACCUUAGUAGUAACUAAAUGUCAAUCCAAACAAACGUACAAGGAGGAGUAA